AUUCAAGCCAGAGAUAAAAGAGGACAGAUUUAUAAUUGUGCGGUCACAGAAGGAACCUGCUCAUCACUGAACAUUAAUGUUCCUCCAGAAGUUGUCGACAUGUCUCUUGGACUUUCCAUGGUUCAAGAGCCACAAUCUUCAAAGGUGGUGGUUUGUGGUCCAACCAUUCCAAAGAAAUGUGUAGCAGCUACCAACUACAGAGGCAUGUGCUUUAUCCAAGAAAACAAUGAGUUUAAACCACUAAUUCCGAGCCCUAAUUAUCGAGACUGUCUUGGUCAGAUUGACAUAGCUUUUCUAUUAGAUGGAUCUGGGAGUGUAGGAACUUCUAAUUUUGGGAUCAUGAAGUCUUUUGUGACAAAUGUGAUCAAACGUUUUACUGAGCGGGAUGGACAGUUUGCUAUUGCUCAGUACUCCAGAGAUUGUACUAUUCACUACAAUUUCAUUCAACUCAAAAUUGAAGACCCCACAUGGGAGUCUAAGGUAACAGGUAUACAGGACUUCGGCGGUGGCACUCACACUGCAGCAGCCAUCCAAAAACUUGUGAAUGAGCUAUUUACAUCAGCUGGAGGGGCAAGACCAUUAGCCAAAAAAAUCUUGCUUGUUAUUACUGAUGGAGAGUCACAAGACAGGAGCUUAUUGACAGAUGCAGUAUCACAGGCAGAGGCAAAGAACAUAGUACGAUUCGCAAUCGGGGUUGGCAAUGCUUUUAAUAAUUUCAGAGCAAAAGAGGAGUUAAAUACAAUUGCUUCUGAUCCAGAUAUUGAUCAUGUGUUUAAAGUGACAGACUUUAAUGCACUAAAUAAUAUUCUUCAAAAACUGGAAGAGAACAUUAUUGGCAUUGAAGGAACUCAGACUUCAGGUGAUUCCUCUAGAAUGGAGUUUGCACAGGAUGGAUUCAGCACAGCCUUCACAUCAUAUGGAAGUGUGUUGGUGAGUGCUGUUGGAGCUUUCCAGUGGAAAGGUGGUUACCAGGAAUAUGUUCCAAGUAGCUCCUUUCAAACAGGCAAUAAGCAUGAAAGCUAUCUAGGUUAUUCGAUGGCUGUUGCAACAGUUUCAGGGAUCAGCUAUGCUAUUCUUGGAGCACCAAGAUACAAGCAUCAAGGACAAGUCAUUGUAUCACAAAUCAGAACCAAUCAACAUAAAGAGCUGGAGUUUCCCAGGGUUGUUCACAAUAAUUACAGUAUCAUUUUCCCUAUUCAAUGAUUGUGUAAUAAGUCAAGAUGUUACAGUGCUGCUGUAAGUUUGAUUUUAACAUUAAUGGAUACUUAAAAGCAGCCCCCCCCAUCACCCCACACCCGUUUAUUCAUGUUAUGAUUCAUGUCAUCUAAAGCCUUUAUUUAUAGAUGUGGAAGCCAACACACUCAUAAAUCACAAAGGGAGUUUUUUUUACG
Sinocyclocheilus anshuiensis is the source of this 1391-nucleotide messenger RNA. RefSeq names its product integrin alpha-D-like. The record is from RefSeq and is a predicted model, not a curated record. Lineage: Eukaryota; Metazoa; Chordata; Actinopteri; Cypriniformes; Cyprinidae. Bases 100 to 1203 code for a protein of 367 amino acids. The transcript has 10 exons.